CGCGGCCGGGGGAAGGCGGCUCCCGCCGGGCCCAGCGCGGCGGCGGAUGGCGGGGGGGCCGCGCCCGGCGGGGGCCGGCGGGGGCGCCCGCUGAGCGGCAGCGGCGGCGGCGGCGAUGCCGAGGGGCCCGGCGCGGCGGGGCGCGCCCGCGGGGCCAUGAGGGCGGGCUCCGGCCAUGGCCCAUGGCAGCGCGGCGGUCAUGCUGAAGUGCGUGGUGGUGGGGGACGGCGCCGUGGGCAAGACGUGCCUGCUGAUGAGCUACGCCAACGACGCCUUCCCCGAGGAGUACGUGCCCACCGUGUUCGACCACUACGCAGUCAGCGUCACCGUCGGGGGCAAGCAGUACCUGCUGGGGCUGUACGACACCGCCGGCCAGGAAGACUAUGAUCGUCUGAGACCUUUAUCUUACCCUAUGACCGAUGUCUUCCUUAUCUGCUUCUCAGUGGUAAACCCUGCUUCAUUUCAAAAUGUGAAGGAAGAGUGGGUACCGGAGUUGAAGGAAUAUGCACCUAAUGUUCCCUUUUUACUAGUAGGAACACAGAUUGAUCUUCGUGAUGACCCAAAAACUCUGGCAAGACUGAAUGAUAUGAAAGAGAAGCCCAUAUCUGUGGAGCAAGGACAGAAGUUAGCGAAAGAGAUAGGAGCCUACUGCUAUGUGGAGUGUUCAGCUUUAACACAGAAAGGACUGAAGACCGUUUUUGAUGAAGCUAUUAUAGCCAUUCUAACUCCAAAGAAACACACAGUGAAGAAGAGAAUAGGCUCAAGAUGUAUAAACUGCUGUUUGAUCACGUGAGAAACAUUUGACAAUGGCCAGGCUUACUGUGAAAUUCUACUGAUUUUAAAUACAAUGCAUUAAGUACACAGCGAACAGGUUACAGGUUUGAAAGCUGAACCUACAACUCUGCCUUCUACAACCAGUGAAAUUCAAAGGAAUAAAAUCAAAGUCAACAAACUUGUAAUAAGAAGCCACCACACCUGUUACAAAUAUUUUAUUCAGACUGGAAGGUACAAUCUCUCAGGGUUACAAAGUCUAGAGGAAGCAAAAACUGCACCAUGCUGAAAUGGCAUCUAUGUGAUUUUAAUGAGUGGAGAUGCUUGGCCUGAAAUACUCUUAUCUGAAUUUGGACAGUCUUCUGCUUUGACUAUAUAUAUAUAUAUAUAUCUAUCUUAAAAAAACAACUUUUGCACAGUCUGUAUGGAAUCUGCACAAAGAAAUACCUUGUCUCUCUUUGCUCCAGUUAUCUGCUUUUGUAUGUAAGCUGCUUCCGGUUCCAGUGUAUCCACAGAGGUGCAAUAAUCAGACCAGCCAUAUAGCCAAAGGUAGCUCCGAGGGAACAGGAAAUGGGCCAUACCUGAGGGGAGAACACAAGGUAAAAGCAGACAAUGGUGAAAACGUCUGUGGUUUUUUUGUACUUCAUGAGCACAAAAUCUAGGUACUGAAAGACGGUAGUCUUAUUCUACUUUAAAGCUUGAUGUGCUUUCCUAAAAAUGCCAAAAGCUUAACAAUCAUCUUCAUGAACACUAAAUGCUGUUGUACAGUUUUUAAUUAAGAUGCAUUAAAACGUAAGAAGGCUUCUGGCUCUUGCAGACUUAGUUUGAUAGUCCCAAAAUUCUGUGGGAAAGGAAAACUUUAGAAGUAUUUAUAUCCCCUGAAGUGUUCAACUAACUAACUUCCUGUUCUGCUGCACACAUUUGGAAACCUACAUCUUUCACGGUGAUUUGAAACUUUUAGAGGUGCAUAUAAAUGAACUAGUAUUCAGACAAGGGCAGAGACUGAGAUGGAUAGAGGUUUGUUGCCUCUUUUUUUCCUUGAUGAAUUUCCCUCUGGCUCUCAAUUUGGAAACUGAGCAUCCUGCAUUCAGUUCAGCAAAUAUGUAGUAAACUGGUUAUGUUAAAAAGAGCUUUAAUUAUAAGUCCUAUUUUCUAGUAUAAGAACAUGGAGCUGAUUCAAUAAAGCUGACUUACUUUCACAAACCAUCUUGUACUGAGGCAGAGUAGUAAUGGAAUUCUGCCCUGCCCUUUUUUUAUUGGUAUUGAUUUGCAGGGAGGAGCGGCCAAACCAAGACUUAACCAGUCUACCCUCAGAUCUAGCUUAUAUUACUAGUCCACGUCAUACUGCAUCUGAUGAAAGUCUCAACUAAGUAGGUGAUUAAAAAUAUUUAUUGUAGAAUAAACAAACUCCCGUCCCUCUUCAAAAUUCUCCUUUGCAUACUUCUUUUUUUUGGUAAGGACAGUUUUGAAAUUCCUGCUGUACAGUGCAUAUUCCUGAAGCAAGAACAGACUGGACUCUCACAUUCUUUUAUUUUUUUAAAUUAAGGGGGAUAUUUCCCCCUUCUGUAGUACUUGAGACUGAGAAAUGCACUAGACAUUAGAUAAAAUAUCCCAAUCUCCGAGUCCAGCCUUCUUUUCUACUUCACUUUGACUUGCAAUUCAUGAAUAUCAAAUGAAGUUACUCUUAAGGCUAUUGGUUCCUCCUUUCAUUCAUUUUCCUAGCUCUGAUUCUUCUCUUUACUUCAAUAUCGUGUAAAAGAAUAUAUUUAUUGAUAACUUUUGAUCAUAGGAAUUUUAACUGUGAAAAAGAGUAAUGUAUUUUGUCCUCUGCUCUUUGAUCUUCAGUAUCCUCAGCUGUUUCAUCUUCACAUUCCUUAGCAUUUACAGUUUUAUAUGUUAUUUGGAGGUCUUAAGGAGUGUAGCAAAGAUGACUAUUAAACAAGGUGCCUUAGGUACUCUUUAUUGACCUUGUUUCAUUCUUCCUUUUUCAGACAUUCUGUCUCUGCUACUUGUUUUUGUUGCUGAGUAUUACGGCUGUUGCCUCUCAAACCAAAGAUUUGUUUGUUUUCAUUCAUUUAACAGUGGUAUUGUUUAUUGUAGAUCAUCUAUAAAAAGCCUUGAGAUGCUGUGGCAUGGUAAGAUACUAUUUGAAACUCACAUAAGUUUGUGGCCUUGGUUAAACUUACACUUCAGGUGGAUCUUUUCAACUUCUAAAUGAAAUGUAAUUAUUUCUAGCAUUUUGCAUAUUACACACAUCUAAAGGACGAAGCAAAGUCCCUGCAACCCCAGCUGCUCACUCAGUAACAUUCAGCUGGAACACGAGUCAUACUUACUUAUCCACUGAUGAAGUCAAAUACCACUCUGCUAUCUACAGAACUAUGGAUAGAGGCUUCUUAACUUGGUGGUCUUUUUAAAUCAAAUUCUCUAAGUGAUCAAUGAUCCUUCAUUAAAUUUUUACCUACAUUAGGUGAAUUUGUAGUUGCCUGUUUGCUUUUCAGAAGUAUAGGUAGAUAGUGGACUCUGAAUUGAUCAUGUUCCCUUAAGUAAAAAAUCACAUAUAUCCCUGAUGACUCGUCGACCCUGUAUAUUUUGGUAUUUUGUGUAUAGUGGGUGAUUAUUGGUACGAUUAAAAGAAUCUCUGAUGGUUGUUGUA
This is a messenger RNA of Empidonax traillii (willow flycatcher), 3424 nucleotides long. It is a transcript of the gene RHOQ, whose product is annotated as ras homolog family member Q. Gene Ontology annotation, biological process: small GTPase-mediated signal transduction; cortical actin cytoskeleton organization. The coding region runs from base 176 to 793 and encodes 205 amino acids. The transcript has 5 exons. Gene Ontology annotation, molecular function: GTP binding; GTPase activity. NCBI's taxonomy places the organism in Eukaryota, Metazoa, Chordata, Aves, Passeriformes, Tyrannidae. The record is from RefSeq and is a predicted model, not a curated record.